CCCAGACUGAGUUUGUGGGACUGCUCUCUGUGCUGGAUUGGAAGGGCAGUUUCUCCUGGUUUGCCACAAAAUAUGCAAGGUCUUCAGACUACUCAUUAUCCUCUGAGUAACUAAGAGAGACACCCAGCAGGCCUUGUGCGCUACAGAAAGAUGCCAACCUCCAAUAAAACUCUAUGCUUAGCCAAAUUAGCUGCUUUUGGGCUCUUCUGCGUUAUUGCGUUCUGUCUGUUUUUUGAGACUCCAUCUUAUGUUUGCCAAUCAACAUCAGCUGAAGUGGAACAUUAUGAAAGCGUGAAUCCAAACGAAAAGCCCAUAGUUCUGCUGUGGUUCUGGCCGCUUGGUGUGAAGUUUGAUCUCAAAGCUUGCUCUACCUACUACAACAUUGAUAGCUGUGUUCUGACAGCUGACAGAGCCCUCUACAGCAAAGCACAAGGAGUCAUCUUCUACCACAAAAACAUUACCUGGAAUUUAAACAACAUGCCGAAAGCUCCACGCCCAUCUUUUCAGAAGUGGAUUUGGUUCAAUGUGGAGUCUCCAACAAACACAGGGAGAAAAUCUGGAAUGGACAAUGUGUUCAACUUAACGCUGAGCUACAGAAGAGAUGCCGGCAUCACGGUGAGGAAUGAGGUCACUAUCAGGGAAACAGAGAGCAAAGAUGAUUAUGUACCACCCAAUAAGACCAGAUUGGUUUGUUGGAUUGUCAGUAACAAAAACAGGAGGACUGGGGCCACUGCAAGAGAAAGAUACUAUGCACAACUGUCCAAAUACAUCAAAGUCGACCUUUUUGGUACAGCUCACACAGGGCACAGGUUGAGUUUUGACGAAUAUUAUCCAACCAUUGGUAGCUGUAAGUUUUAUCUCUCCUUUGAGAACUCGCUCCACCGAGACUACAUCACUGAGAAGGUAAACGGCCCCCUUGUGGCAGGGACCAUCCCUAUAGUUUUAGGUCCUCCAAGACAAAACUACGAGCAGUUCUAUCCCUCUGAUGCCUUCAUUCAUGUAAAUGACUUCCCAAAUCCAAAGGCGCUAGCAGAGUUUCUGCUCACUUUGGACAAGAAUGAUACAGCAUAUAAGCGUUACUUUGAGUGGAGGAAGUUCUACUCUGUAACUCCUCAUCUCCUGUCAAUUGAGAAAGAAUUCAUUCAGCCCGUCUGCCUCGCCUGUGACCACAUCUCUAGAGACCGAAAUUUCCGAGUGGUUCACAACCUUUUCAAAUGGUACGCUUCAUAAAAUUCAGAUAAUCUUUUAAAGAGUUCCCUGAACACAGAUACAAAGAGUCUGCGUGUUAUAUAUUUGAAUAUUGUGAACCAUUCACUCUGAAAUGACAAGAAGGCUUAAAAUGUUACAGGUGUAAAUAAAAAUGUUGGGCAUAGUGAGAAGGUUUUGUGAGAGGAUAUUUGGUUGUAAACCUAAAUCAACAGCUAGCAGCCAGCUAGCUGUAUGUAUAUAUCUGUAAUGUGUUUAUAUAUUAGUAAUGUCUAGAUACACACACACACUGAGGUUCCUGUUUGGGUGUU
This is a messenger RNA of Notolabrus celidotus (New Zealand spotty), 1517 nucleotides long. Its product is annotated as 4-galactosyl-N-acetylglucosaminide 3-alpha-L-fucosyltransferase 9-like. Lineage: Eukaryota; Metazoa; Chordata; Actinopteri; Labriformes; Labridae. Gene Ontology annotation, molecular function: alpha-(1->3)-fucosyltransferase activity. The transcript is spliced from 3 exons. The coding region runs from base 151 to 1230 and encodes 359 amino acids. The record is from RefSeq and is a predicted model, not a curated record. Gene Ontology annotation, cellular component: membrane.